GAUAUGAUGUGGUGAUCUUGUGGAUUCUCAAUAUUUUUACGAAGAUGGAUUCUUCUAGUUCUACGUGGAAGUUAAAUUUGAUUUUUCUAGCGAUGUGCUUUUUCUGCAGAUUGAAGUUUUCUCAUGCUGCACUUGAACCAGGCAUUUAUGAAUAUAAAUUAACCAGCAAAAGAGACAAUAAUUAUACAAUUAUUACUAAGAGUUUAUUCAACAAUACUGAUGUAAUACUUAAAGCCGGCUGCUCGGAAUCUAAAUCUACAUGUAACAUAUACUUGGAAUGGAUACUCGGAUACUCUGAAUGUGACAACGCAUUUGAGGAAAAUAAUACUGUCACUAACUUGAUCAGCCCAGAGAAGUCGUUAUCAAAUAUGGGGAACAAAUUUAGUUUUCAGAAAUCGACAAAGAAACUGAACGAAACGUGUGAUAAUAAAGCAUUUUUUAAAGAUCAAGCAGAAAUUGCUCCGAUAACAUUUUGCUCAAUUGUGAACACCACUACUGAACCUAAUUGUAGAGAAUUAGAUCGACAACCAGAUUCUGACACAGGUGAAACUUUGAAUGAAGGGAAACCAGGCAAACCAUCAAAGGAGACACGACAUAGAAGAAAUGAACAGGGCUCCUCAAUUAGGCCUGGCACCACAUCUAAGCCUAUCACCACAUCUAAGCCUAUCACCAAGAGUGAUAAAGUCAACUUAAUUACCAUGAAGAAUCACAAUAGAAUCGCAAAGACAUGGGUAGAUGGUCGUUACAUUUUAGCGUUUUCUAUAUCAAGUGAUUGUGGAGAUACUGAAAUUGAAGGAGUGUACAACAGCAGCUAGUGGCUAGCAUUCCUCUUGCAGUUUUGGAUGCAGUCAUUUGUUACUGGAUAUUUACCAAUUUGGUUGACACAACAAGAACUUUGAGACUACGUCGCAACGUUGUCAAGCUUUGGUUGUACCGCCAUUUUACAAAUGCACUCAUCUUCUGCAUCAUUGCCGCCGUGAUUUUCAUAGCAUGGUCUACAAAACAACACAAAUUAGCUCUGUGUGUAAGUAAAUGGAACGAGAUUUGGUUAGACGAUGCUUACUGGCAUAUUCUCUUCUACAUCGUCCUUGUGGUGAUCAUUAUUCUCUGGCGUCCUACUGCUAACAACCAACGCUAUGCAUACUCGGCCCUCACUGAUGCUGUAGAGGAUGAGGAGUCAAAGGAGCCAAUGAUUCCAGAAUCGUUUGAGGGGAUGAAGAUGCGAAAUGUCAACCGCCCUGAUAAUUCAGUUUCCACAAAGGUUGAAGAUGACCUGAAGUGGGUUGAAGAUAAUAUUCCAGCGUCUGUAGCAGAUACUGCUUUGGCUGUAUUUGAUGAUUCUGAUGAAGAGAUUGUCACGAAUAUUGAACGCAGUAAAUUGGAAUGAACAAGAACAGUGGUUGAUAACUUUGGAAUGUAAAGUAGAAAAUUGGAAACACUCAGACAUGCCAUAGAUCUGUGGACAUUCCUGCCACAGGUUAGAGUUGCAGUAAUUUGACAUAAUAUGCACUUUCGUCUAAAUGGUAUGUUUCGAUCAUAGGUUAUGGUAUAAAUAUUUGUUUUGGGCUGCUUGGUCUGAGUCUGGGAUGAUCACACUGAUUAACUAAAGAGGACUGAUACAUCUUGGAACAAAUGUGUCGUUUGACAGAUGUCAGCACAGGUUGACCAUUGGGUUGCGCCUGAAUUGUAAUAACCAAAAAUGAUAUGUGCGAUUGUUACACCUGGAUACAGUAAUUUUUUGAAACAAACCAAUUUGAAAGAUCUUUGCAGUUAUGCUGAUUUUAUGACAUGGUGCCCUCUAAAGCCAUGGAGUUGCAACAUUGUUCCACCUGGAAUUUUUAUAGGAUUUAACUUAUGCCAGAUACAAACUACUAAAGUGAUUAUUACCAGCACUCCUAUCUUUUUAUGUUUUACAUUGGUAGUAUUAAUCUAUGUAGUUGUCUACUUUUUGUUUGUUGUCGCUGACAAGAUCCUUUGAAGUGUGCUACUGUAAAAUGAAUCAAGUAUGGGUUUCCAUAAUAUUGCUACCAAAUCUGGACAGUUGGUAGCAAUUUCAUAGAAGUUUUGAUAUUAUAAUAUCAGGUGGCAAAUUUUGUUGGUCACAUGGAUGUUUCUGUCACUGUGGUGGACAUUAAUAAAUAAAAUUGAUCAACAUUAUCAAGCUUAUAGCUUUAUUAGUAAGGGAUAAGACAAUAAAAAAAAGCCAAACCUUGCUGUCACUCAAUGUUCUACACUACCAGAUAUAUUAAACAGAGAAACUUCAUUUUGCCACUAAAUUUUAAUUUUUAUAAAUUUCAAUGCAUAUCAAUGUCAUGUAUUGAAAUUAGCACUACUCACUUUUGCUGAAAAUGUUGUGGGGGCCCCCCUCCCCCAUUUGAAAAAUUCUCGAUCUGCCUCUGGUAACCUGUAUUUAAAUUCGCCAUGGCAUUGAGUAUGAUCACCGAGAGUAAAUUCCAAAGCAGAUCGGAUCAGCUGAUUUCAUUUGAUAAUUGGUUAAAAAUUGUUCUUGACUGAUUUGGCAAGUUAAUGUGGUUCCCUAUGUGGAGCAUGUUAUUGCAGUGUAGAAUUUGCAAAAUAUAGUUAGCAUGUGUAGCGUUUUUAUGUAAAUCAGGCUUGAAUUAUCAAAAGCCUCAUUUAUGUAUUUUGUAAAAAUACAAUUACUUCAUUUAUACAUUUACUUAUAUGAAGACUGCACAUUUGAGUGAAAGAAAACUUAAAAAUAGUAAACUGUAGAAUAAAAUGUGUUUUACUUACAUCUAUUAGAAAAUAUUUAAAUAUUUAUAAUUGAUAAAUAAUUAUUGAUUAAAAUAGAGUACUACAGUACUUUAUUUUAAAGGUAUUCAAUUUUAUUUUCUUAUUUUUAUUAUUAUAUUACUACUACUAGUGUUAUAAUUUAUUAUUGUUCCUACUACUAUUAUUACUGUUGAACAUUAUCAUUUUACAAUAAUUCAUAUUUUACAAUACUCUUAUUUUAAAGUUGCAGUCCAUGAUGGUCAAGUAAUUGUGAGAAUGCAUUGAUCCAGAUGACCAUUAACAUGUAAACAUUCUCAUAACUGGCUCAUUGUAUCUAAUUCAAAAUGUCUAAAUUGUUUACUAUUGGCCAGAGGUAUAAGUAUGGUGUUAGUCAUAAAUGUUAUCAAAUUGUUUGUUACAUUUUUCAUUAAUUGCUUAAUUUAGGUCCAAUGCUGUGUAAUUCAUUACUUCACAUAUUGCUUUAAAAAAUGGUUAUUCAAUAAUAUUCUGUUUUUUGUGUGUUUCAAAAAGAAAAUCAAAACUUUGAUUUGAUUUUAGUAUUCUAGUAUUUAUAUCAUUUGUAAAAUGUGUUGUAGUUUAUAAUAAAUAAUGAUAUGAGUUCUUUCUAUCUUUAUUAUUUAGAUUGCUGCUAAAUUGUACAAUAUUUGCAAUUAAAUGAAAAAGAUGAAAACAGUUUAAAACUUAAUACUAAUUAAUGUUAAGUUGUACAUUUUAAUUGCUGGAUAUUUCAAUAAGACCAUUUUUCUUUUAUCUCUCCCCAAUUUGAAGUUUGUUUAUUACUGUAUAAUUAUUAAAUGGUGUUUGUUCGUAGUUUAUCUUUAAUUUGGAAUACUGUAGUGUGAAAUUUAUUUAUGUAUAUAUAUAUAUUGAACCAUCUCUAUUUCAUAUUGAUGGUAUUAUGUGAUUAUCAAGAUUGUGCUAAACUGUAGAGGGCAGUUUUCUCACAGUAUGUUUGAAUCUGUGUAGCAUGUGACGGGUCUUUUUUUAUUAUUAUGGUCUUCAAAUAUUAUACCCUGCAGCUUGCUGGGUGAUUGAUAUGUACACCGGGAGCAAAUCUUAUACAGUAUUGUCCUGUUAUUUUUAGAAUAAAUUUCUUUGUUGGCUACAGAA
Molecule: messenger RNA, 3864 nt
Organism: Anneissia japonica
Lineage: Eukaryota; Metazoa; Echinodermata; Crinoidea; Comatulida; Comatulidae
Product: transmembrane protein 87A-like
Biological process (GO): retrograde transport, endosome to Golgi
Cellular component (GO): membrane; Golgi apparatus
Source: RefSeq, a predicted model, not a curated record